AUGCGUCCGCCUUGUCUUGUUGCGUUUCUCUGCAGUGUGUUCCUCUCUGCCGUUCAACCGCCGCAUCUCACGAUCCCAUCGCCGUUAAGCAAGGAUCCAGUCUCAGAGCUGUCGGCGAUGUGCCAUUUCAACUUGUCCGAGCUUCUCUUCAUGCACUCUUCUUGCCCUCUCUACGCUCUGUGCUCAGCACUCCCCCAGGUCCCAGUGAUAGGCAACGUCGUACGUGCGUCCAGCAGCAACUGGUCGCACGGCCCUCGACAGGGGCUCCCCCAACUUAUACCAUUCACACCCUACCCUCUGGUGUUUAUUCGUACAACAGCACAUCGACCUUCCCAUCAACAGUUGUUCGUCCGUGCUCUUCUCCCUCAGUUACCCAAAGAGGGUGCCGACUGUCUGGGACUGCCGACUUCACUGUUUCUAAUCGCCGACUCCAGCGGGCUUAAGCACCCAAGUCACACCAUAAACUCGGCACCUCCAGACCCCUACCUUAGUCAUGAGCCUUACGAGCCCAUGGCCUGUCCGUCCGUCUGUCUGUCUGUUCAUUCGAGAGACGGAGAGCCUCCCCUACCCCCAUCCAGCACUGGACACUCUUGGGCCCGCGAAACCGGCCGCCGCCGACUCUAG
This is a messenger RNA of Colletotrichum costaricense, 624 nucleotides long. RefSeq lists its product as uncharacterized. The record is from RefSeq and is a predicted model, not a curated record. The coding region runs from base 1 to 624 and encodes 207 amino acids. Lineage: Eukaryota; Fungi; Ascomycota; Sordariomycetes; Glomerellales; Glomerellaceae. The transcript has a single exon.